This is a messenger RNA of Thrips palmi, 5911 nucleotides long. RefSeq names its product polycomb protein suz12-A (gene Su(z)12). The record is from RefSeq and is a predicted model, not a curated record. Lineage: Eukaryota; Metazoa; Arthropoda; Insecta; Thysanoptera; Thripidae. The coding region runs from base 94 to 3339 and encodes 1081 amino acids. Gene Ontology annotation, cellular component: ESC/E(Z) complex; nucleus. The transcript is spliced from 12 exons. Gene Ontology annotation, molecular function: chromatin DNA binding.
UAUCAAAGUAAACUUCGGCCAACGGCACGGAGCCUGGUUCGCGGGCCGAGGGUGUGUUUUGUAGACAAAAUUAUCUGAUCUUCCAAAUCCGCUAUGCCACCUAAAAAGCGAGAUAAAGAAGGAGAAACGUCCAAAACCCAGCGGUCCGAUGCGGCGAAAAAUGACCACGACCUUUUCCUGCAAGCAUUUGAGAAACCUACACAGAUUUAUAGAUACCUUAGAGUCAGGAAUGCAAAUUCUCCAAUAUUUUUACAACGCAAUCUUAGUUACAUGCAGUACCGCAUGUCCAGGAGUCAUAAAAGUCGAAGAAAUUUUGAGGUGGAUUCAAUACUAGAAAGAGUAUCAAAAAGUCUUGUUCCUGCUGCUCUCAGGGGCGGUUUUAUGACCAUUACUUUCCUUGGGUUUUAUGACAAGAAACCUGUCCCUGCCUGUGAAGCGCCCAAAGAACCUGUAAAAGUUGAGACACUGCUGUUAAAAAUAUGCCACAAGAAAAGAAAGGACACCACUUCACCAGUUAUGUCUGUAACUGUUGGGACGAGUAUUGUCCCAACUAAUCCAUCAGAAGAAUGUCCUCCUCCCAAAGCGCCAACAGUUUCAAUUUCAGUCGAUGAAUUUUGUGAGGAUCCAGGCGAAGUGAAAUCGUACCAUCUACUUUUGAGGGUGUAUAAUGCCCCAGUCAAUGGAGCAAACGGCAGUGAUCAAGAAUCUGUGGAACCUGUUACCAAAAGACGCAGAACAUCAACAAGCCGUGAUGAGAUAAAAUUAUUUGGGACAGACCUUGUGAUAUAUGACAAGCAGAAGCAGUGCUUGUUGGGUGAUGGUGAUUAUGAGUUACUGAUGGAUGAGCUGGUGCAACCAAGAAAUUUACCCAGGAAAUUUCCAUCCUGGGAGCCAAUUGGAGAUCUCAAUGAGCUUGCUCCUCUGCAGCGUCUGCGAGAAUUCGCAGUUACAGAUUUUAUGCGUGUCUUUCCUCCUCAGGAUUGCAACUCCUUUGAACUCUUUUCUAACGGACCUACCCUCAAGUUCAAACUGGAAUGGUCUAGAGAACAACGGAGCUCCUUUGUAGACCGCCCUCGCCUCAUGCCAUCCCGAGAGGAAGAAGUUCUGGAUAGUAAUGGAAAUAAAGAAAAUAGACAAGAUCGGGCCGCUAAAAAACAAGUUGGAGACAAGAAAGAAGAAGACAAGAAAUCUGGAAAGCCUGUGAUAGUGUAUCAGUUCCACUACAACAACAAUUCUCGUCAGCAAACUGAACCUUGCAGUGACCUGCACUGUCCAUGGUGCUCAUUAGAUUGUGGCUCUCUUUUUUCUCUACUCAAGCAUCUCAAACUUUGUCAUGCUAGGUUUACUUUUACAUAUACUCCCUUACCUAACAUGGCUCGUGUUGAUGUAGCCAUAAACGAGUCUUAUGACGGAUCUUACACGGGAUCUCCUCAUGAUGUGAUUGCUCAGCCUGGAGGAUCUGCGUUCUCCAGAAAUGGUCCGCAGAUCCGCACUUCAGUGUCGAAUAUUCUUGUUUGCCACCCAAAGAGACAAAAGCCAUCACUGUCUGAAUUUGUGGAGUUAGAAGAAGAAUCCGGUGACUUACAGCGAUCUUUUAUCACAGGACACAAUCGUCUGUAUCAUCACACCGUAACUUGUCUACCUGUACAUCCGAAAGAGAUGGACAACGACUCGGAGGGUGAAAAUGACCCUAAGUGGUUGCAAACCAAGACAAUGAUGAUGAUAGAUGAAUUCACUGAUGUCAAUGAAGGUGAAAAAGAGCUGAUGAAGAUGUGGAAUCUUCAUGUGAUGAAAGAAGGAUAUGUAGGUGACUGUCAAGUACCUACAGCAUGCACUAAAUUUCUUGAGAAGAAAGGAAAGGAAUUGCUGGACAAGAACUUAUAUCGAAAUUUUAUUGUCCAUAUGUGCAGUUUAUUUGACUAUGGACUGGUCAGUCCAGUGGCACUUUAUCAGAUAGUCCAACAACUUCACGAGAUGGUGAAGGACCAUCAUGCUACAGCCAUGCAGGGAUCAUGGGAAGCACAGAAAGAGCAUUGGAUCAAAUCUGGUGCAAAGGAGAAGCAAAAUACUCCUUCUCAUUUCAAGAAUCAAGCUCCCUCUGGAUUGAAUGUUGACCCAAGUGCUCGCCGAAAGCUUUAUAGUCCGGGAUCAUACAAGAGUGAAAGUCCUAGUAGACGCAAAACCCAACAACAAGAUGACGAUGAUGAGGAAGAUGAUGAGGAAGAUGAAGAAGAUUAUGAGGAUGAAGAUGAUGAGGAUGAUAAUGAAAAAGCUGGUAACCAGAAGAGUAGCUGUUCCAGUUCAUCAGCUUCAUCCACUUCAAGUGAUUUUGUCACAACAAAGAAAAAAUGUGUUAGUAGUAGCAGUAGUUGUAGCAGCAGCAGCAGUGAUCCCGAUAAAAAGAAAAUUGUGUCUUCUAAAAAUGGGUCUUUUCCUCCUAGUAUUCAUUCCCAGCAGAAGGGUCCACUUAUUCUAGGGAAAGCCCAGUCCACUCAGAGCCAGAAACCUUCAUUCAAUCUAAACUCAAAACCUCAGCUAGCUGAUUCUGGCAGUGCUGAUGCUCUUAAGAGGAAGUCACCUUCACAAGGGCUCUCUCCAAGUCCAAGUCAGAAUAAAUCAAAAAGUAUGAGUGGUUUCUCAAUUGAACCACCAGUUAAAAAGAAAAUAGUUACUCAACCAAAUGGCAAACCUCAGGCAAUGUCCUCCCAACUUGGAACUGUGAGCUCUGAGCUGAAAAGAAAACUGACCUCAUCCAUCGGAUCAACUGUAUUCCCAGCCGGCUCUUCCAACAUAAAUGAGUCCAAAAAAGUAGUUGUAACCAGUUUGAGCCAGCACAUGCAGCCAGUGGGUAAUAAAGGCACUUCUCAAGGUGUCAGCGAUCCCAAGAAACGAAUGUCGCUUCCUGCUAUAGCUACAAACGGAACAAAACCUCAAAUUAAUUGUGUCACUAAUUCAGCUGUGCAAAAUAAUGAAUUUAAAAAGAAGCCCACUAUUUCAAAUGGUGUUCCUCUAUUGGCAGAUGGAAAACUUAUCUCCAACUGUACUGUAGAGGUGUCACCUCUUGUGGAAGAAAUUGUGUCUGCAAGCGGCAACAAAGUCCCUUCUACUACCUUUGAUCUAAUUGAUACAAAACGGAAGCCUAGUCUUGGACCGAAUUCUAUUGGAAUACCAACAGAUCUGGAAGAAAAUGCCAUACAGCGAAGGAAGUCCAUAUGUACUGAUUCUCCAUCAACUCAAGACAGUAGUUUGGUUUUACUUAGAAGAAAAUCAUUUUCCAGUAACCAAAGCUCUGAACCCAGUCCGAUUCAGACUGUUCCUUCCAAAGGAGUUACCAGCUAGUUGUUAACCCUGAUCCUUUGAAUAUGUGGUCUAAAAUUUUGCUUUGCUUUUCACUUAAAAUGGUGAAUUGGCUUGUGUGAUAUAAAAUUCCUAUUUUCCAUGUGUUCUUUUCUCCACACUGCCAUGGAAGCACUAUUAUGCUGCUUUCAUCCUAGUACUGUGCCUUUGGCAUUUAGUCAAAUUAAAUAGCCUAGCACCUCAAGUUAAAAGGAAAGCAAGGAUUAUGUCAACUUUUCAGAGGCACAGGCACUGAGGUGUCCUUAUAUAUAUAUGUAUACACGUAUAAUAAAUAUGGAAGUGGUAGCGUGUGUAUGUGUAUGUGCGCCUUGUGCCUACAUAUGCACACGCCUCUCACUCAAGUCUGUGAAUAUGUAGUAUCCAAUGCAAUAUUUUUUAGAAUUGUUAUUAUGGACAUUUGACAUGUACCAUUGUAAUUCGUGCAUCACUGUCAACCAAGUGCUCGUCUACUGCCACUCAACAGAGUCUGCUUAUUUAUUCUAAUGAGAAUUGAACCUUUAAUGUGUGGAGUAAACAAGCCACAGGUAAUAAUUUGUAACCUGACACUAUUUUUGAGUCUUUUGACCAUUUUUUCUUGUUCCAAUACAUGUAGGUUUGUGUCCAGUACAAUUUUCAAUCUUUGAUAAAUAUUUAAAAUUUGCAGCCUGUGUAUGGUUUUUUGAAGGGAGUCGGAUUCAUUAGGUCACCUUAACCUGUCUUCUUUAAGUACUGUUUAUGUAUUUGUGUUAUGGUCCUUGCAAUGGCCUUUUAACUUAGCUGCAAUUUAAUUGUAUGAACCAUUACCAUUUGAUUUAAUGUGUGAUUUUUUUUUUAAAUGUGUGAAUGCUGCAGUUUUCGUAUAUAGUUUACAUAGUUGUAAGAUGUGAACAUAUUUUACAGAUCUAAAGUCUUAAAUGAAAAAACGUCUUACCCUUUCCUGGGUUUACUUAGCCACUGAUCUGAGCAAAUCUUAAGUCAAUAAAUGAAUUGUUAUGAGAAAUCUGACUGAGAAAGCAGGUAAUUGUUAUGAAAACCACUUGCUCUGCUAUAUUUUCCUUUAUGAAGACUGAAAUCUUAUGUUUACCUUGUAUUUAAAUUUUAAUUUAACAGUGGAAUUUCAUGCUCAUACUGUCAUAGAGUAUUUUUUUUUGAUGAUGUUCUCUUCUAACACUAUUAAAUUGCAUGCAAAUGGAACCCCUUUUGAUACACAAAAUUUUCUUAACUGUCAAAUAUUUUGUUAAGUGGCUGAUUUUACAGAACUAUCAAUCUUGGAUGCAGAAAUAAAAUUGUACAUUGUAUCUGUCAUCAUGGUGUGCUUCAUUGACUUGUACAAUUGUAUUUUCCCCAUAGCUAUUCUUAUAUUUUUUAUACUGUACAUGUUAUUUGAUGCAGCAAAGUUGUCAUGCAAUUGCAGAAUAUAAAUUUAUUCACUUGCUGCUCAAGUUAUUUUUGUUGAUUACAAUAGCAUAUUUUGAAGUGUUGUUGAUAUGUGUGCAAUGUACGCUGAAUUUUCCAUAUUGGAUUUUUAAAUGUUUGUUUCCAAAUUUGUCUUUUUUAAAGGAACUUUUGACUCAUGCUCCUAAUGGUGUCUGCCAGUGUAAUUUUUUUAAUCUUAUUCUUUUUGUUUUUACUUUAUUGCUGUCUGAAAGAAGUGUUUGAUGUGACUUUUUGAAAUCAGAUUGUAUGAUUUCAAACAAUGCGGUUUGGAACAUGAUUUCUUGUAUCUCAUCGAGUUGCAAAAUAAAACAACAGGUAUUGGUGUACAAUGUUAAAAUUUAUAACUUGUAUGUUUGGAUUAUAGUCUUAUGUAUAACAGGAAACCAAAGAUUGGAAGUGGAAGUUCCCUUAGAGCAAUUAGUACUGUUUUCUUUCUUAAAUCUUACUUUUUAAAUGACAAACUAAUAUUGAUUAGUAGCACUGUUUUUGUUACUUUCUUGAAAGAAAGCAAAUUAAACUGGAACUUUUCUCAUUGGGUUUUUAAUUCUAAUGCUUGUUGCAUUAUUGGGUGUGUAACUCCUCAUCUGUGAAUCUUAAUGUCUGGGCCUUCACAAUUGAUGUAUUCAUUUUCCUUUUAUAUCCAGGCAUUUCCCUUGAAUAUGCAAGCAAGUGGGAGAGGAAUAUUUAUUGUUUUGAUGGUUGGAAAAUUAUGUUGUUUUAUGGUGAAGUUGAAGCCAUAGCAUUAAGUGAGAUUUUUUUUUUUUCGUUUUCCUUUUUGUUGGACUGUUAAGGUUACUUUACUCUCCUAAUCUUAAUUUCUAGAAUUGUUUCCUCCUUGUUUCAAAGAUUGUGAUGAAAACAAUUUUGUGUACAUUGUGCCUUUCUUACUUUUAAUGGUCUUGUAGAUCUCUAUGCAGUAGUCAUGUUAAUCAAUACAGGAGUCGGUCUUUUCACUUUGUUAACCAAUACUUAAAGUGUGGAGAUGUUUGUUUAUCCAAACACCAUGCACUCUAUUAUAUGAAUGCAACUCCAUCUUUUAUGUGUGUGUAUGUUCACAUUUAACACUGCCAGAAUGGUGUCAUUUAAGUUUGUCCUUGGGUAUUGUAUCAAGACCUGUAAUAAAUCAGAAUUCUUUAUA